CGCUCGCGCCCGCCCGCACUCCUGGGAAGUCUCGCGAUGCCGUAGCCGGCUGCUCCCGCAGCGGGUGGCUCCGGCUGUUGCUGUGGUUGCCUGAGUUGCUGCUGCGGCGGCGGGCGGCGGCGGUGCUGCUGGAGGUGUCGGCCCCCGGGCGGAUGUUGACAUUGUGUUGUUGUAAUUGCUGAUGGUAAUGGCGGCGGCGGCGACGGCCCGGACCCCAUCCCCUCUGUAGCCGGAGCGGAGACAGCCGGGAGCGAACUCCGCGGCCUCCGAGCCGGCGGCGCAGCGACUCCCCUCAGCCUCCGCCGCCUCGCCAGCCCGGCCCCCGGCGCCGGCCCCGGAGUCAGGCCCCUCUGGGCAGGGGGAGUCGGAGGCGCAGGAUGGCGGAUUUCGACGAGAUCUACGAGGAGGAGGAGGACGAGGAGCGGGCCCUGGAGGAGCAGCUGCUCAAGUACUCGCCGGACCCGGUGGUGGUCCGCGGCUCCGGUCACGUCACCGUAUUUGGGCUGAGCAACAAAUUUGAAUCAGAAUUCCCUUCUUCAUUAACUGGAAAAGUAGCACCUGAAGAAUUUAAAGCCAGCAUCAACAGAGUUAAUAGUUGUCUUAAGAAGAACCUUCCUGUUAACGUGCGUUGGCUACUUUGUGGCUGCCUUUGUUGCUGCUGCACAUUAGGUUGCAGUAUGUGGCCAGUUAUUUGCCUCAGUAAAAGAACACGAAGAUCGAUUGAGAAGUUAUUAGAAUGGGAAAACAAUAGGUUAUACCACAAGCUGUGCUUGCACUGGAGGCUGAGCAAAAGGAAAUGUGAAACGAAUAACAUGAUGGAAUAUGUAAGUUAA
Propithecus coquereli (Coquerel's sifaka) is the source of this 833-nucleotide messenger RNA. It is a transcript of the gene CHIC2, whose product is annotated as cysteine-rich hydrophobic domain 2. The transcript is spliced from 6 exons. The record is from RefSeq and is a predicted model, not a curated record. Bases 378 to 833 code for a protein of 151 amino acids. NCBI's taxonomy places the organism in Eukaryota, Metazoa, Chordata, Mammalia, Primates, Indriidae.